Molecule: messenger RNA, 1246 nt
Organism: Agelaius phoeniceus (red-winged blackbird)
Lineage: Eukaryota; Metazoa; Chordata; Aves; Passeriformes; Icteridae
Gene: SEC11A
Product: SEC11 homolog A, signal peptidase complex subunit
Cellular component (GO): membrane; signal peptidase complex
Molecular function (GO): serine-type endopeptidase activity
Source: RefSeq, a predicted model, not a curated record
UGGACUUGGUUCAGUGUGGGUUUGGUUCGAUGUGUUUGGUUCGCUGUGGGUUUGGUUUGAUGUGUUUGGUUCGGUGUGUGUUUGGUUCAGUAUGUGUGUGGUUCCAUGUGUGUUUGGUUCAAUGUGUGUGUGGUUCCAUGUGUGUUCCCUGGAUGGGAGUGACUGGAAGAGGCACGGAUGGACCUGGGCAUGGGUUGGGCAGCUUUUGAUGGAGCGGGGCGUCGCUGGAUGCGGUGUUUGGCUGGAUGGGUGCUGGUUGGAAGUGUGUGUUGUUGGCUGUGGGUGUUGCGCUGGCUGCGGGUGCCGGCUGCGCGGGGCGCUCCCGGCUGUGGCUGAGGCCCGGCCCCGCUCCGUUCCCGUUCCCGCCCCGGUGCCGAUGCCCGCGCGGCGGAAGCGGCGGUGACGUGGCGGGCAGGCGGAAGCGGAAGCGGGGCCGUGCGGGCGCGGCGGCGGCGGUGGCGGCGGCGAUGCUGUCGCUGGACUUUCUGGACGAUGUGCGGCGCAUGAACAAGCGGCAGCUGUACUACCAGGUGCUGAACUUCGGCAUGAUCGUGUCCUCCGCCCUCAUGAUCUGGAAGGGGCUCAUGGUGGUGACGGGCAGCGAGAGCCCCAUCGUGGUGGUGCUGAGUGGGAGUAUGGAGCCUGCUUUCCACAGAGGAGAUCUCCUGUUCCUCACCAACCGCAUUGAAGAUCCGAUCAGAGUGGGAGAAAUUGUCGUCUUCAGGAUAGAAGGAAGGGAAAUCCCCAUAGUCCAUCGUGUCCUGAAAAUCCAUGAGAAGCAAAAUGGAGACAUCAAAUUUCUGACAAAGGGAGACAACAAUGCUGUGGAUGACAGAGGGCUCUACAAGCAGGGGCAGCACUGGCUGGAGAAGAAGGAUGUAGUAGGACGAGCAAGAGGAUUUGUGCCCUACAUUGGAAUAGUGACUAUCUUAAUGAACGAUUAUCCAAAAUUUAAGUAUGCAGUCCUCUUUUUACUGGGUUUAUUUGUGCUGGUCCAUCGAGAGUAGUCCCUUGCAACUGAACUACGAGAUGAAGGUGCCAUGGAAUUUUCUAGAUGAACCUUUAAAGUAGCUGAUGGUCCAGUGUACCAGGAGAAAGAAGAAAGCAUGCAUUUCAAAGCUUCGUGCCAGUUUGGGUUUGUUUUGGUUUUUACUGCUCAAGGGCGAAUGUUUUGUCACAGUAUUUCCAAUGGUUUGUCACAUUUUAGCCUUUUUAGUGAAUUUUUAUAUUAAAAAUUUGAGCCAAA